Molecule: messenger RNA, 528 nt
Organism: Cooperia oncophora
Lineage: Eukaryota; Metazoa; Nematoda; Chromadorea; Rhabditida; Trichostrongylidae
Source: the annotation of a GenBank genome assembly
AUGGCAAUAUCAGCAUCUCAAUGGACCAACGAGGCAACUGUUGCGACGAGACGAGCCCUUUAUACCCUUCUUGCCGGCCUAAUCAUCUCUAUGUAUGGGCUAUACGUUGAAAUUCGCUUUGAAAUGGACCACGAGUACUCGGCAAUGUGCGAUGUCUCGCCUCUGGUCUCAUGCACCAGGGUACUCACUUCCAAAGACAGCUCAGGUUUUGGCAUUAUAGGACCACUGCUUGGAGAAGACAGUCCUCUCAAUCAGAAAAAUGCCUUCUACGGAGUGAUUGGAUAUGCAGUGUUAGCGAUGCUUCAGCUUUCACAUACCCAGUGCUCUGCAACUAUCUCAAUGGUGGCAGCGAUUCUUUUGAACUUUCUGUCCAUUUACCUCCUCACAAUUCUGGUGAAAUUGCGUGCUGUCUGCCUUGUAUGCAUCUCGACCUACGCUGUGAAUGCCUUGUUCCUUUACUUCACCGCCAAACGAUGUCGUGCACUUGCACAAGUUGCCAACAUAAACAACGACAAGAAACGCAGAUAG